Messenger RNA from Choloepus didactylus (southern two-toed sloth), 3192 nucleotides. It is a transcript of the gene SPTLC3, whose product is annotated as serine palmitoyltransferase long chain base subunit 3. Gene Ontology annotation, biological process: ceramide biosynthetic process; sphingosine biosynthetic process. NCBI's taxonomy places the organism in Eukaryota, Metazoa, Chordata, Mammalia, Pilosa, Megalonychidae. Gene Ontology annotation, molecular function: pyridoxal phosphate binding; serine C-palmitoyltransferase activity. Gene Ontology annotation, cellular component: serine palmitoyltransferase complex. The record is from RefSeq and is a predicted model, not a curated record.
GCUUGCCAAGGACCUGUGCAGGAGAACGUGCCGGGAUCUUGCAUUUCUCACAAAUGGCUAACGCUGGAGGUGACGCUUUCUGCAACAGAACUUUCCACAAUCACAAGAAACAGAGCGAUGGCUCGCCAAGUGGAAACUGCAGGAAGAGUGGGAUGGUGAAAGAAGCCCAGGAAAAUGGGAAGCCACAUUUUAAUCAUGAGCUAAUGGUUGAAUCCUUUGAGGAAGCACCUCUUCACGUUAUUGUUUUCACAUACUUAAGUUAUGGACUUCUUUCCCUGUUUGGCUAUCUCAGAGACUUUUUGAGAUACCACGGAUUUGAAAAAUGCAACUCAGCCGUAGAGCGGGAACAACAAAGAGAUUUUGUGCCGCUGUAUCAAGACUUUGAGAAUUUUUACAGUCGGAAUGUUUACCUGCGAAUCAGAGACAGCUGGAACCGGCCCAUCUGCAGUGCCCCAGAUGUUCGGUUUGACUUGAUGGAGAGGGUAUCAGAUGACUACAACUGGACAUUUAGAUAUACUGGAAGAAUUAUCAAAGAUGUCAUCAACUUGAGCUCCUAUAAUUACCUUGGCCUCGCACUCAAGUACGAUGACUCUAUGAGGACAGUAAAGGACGUCUUAGAGACAUAUGGCGUGGGGAUUGGCAGCACCAGAUGUGAAAUGGGUACCUUGGAUAAGCAUAAAGAGUUAGAGGACCUUGUGGCUAAGUUCCUGAAUGUAGAAGCGGCUAUGGUCUUUGGGAUGGGCUUCGCAACUAACGCAAUGAAUAUUCCUGCGCUAGUUGGAAAGGGAUGCCUCAUUUUAAGUGAUGAGUUGAACCAUGCAUCUCUUAUCCUUGGGGCCCGACUCUCAGGUGCAACCAUAAGGACCUUCAAACACAACGACAUGCAAAACCUAGAGGAGCUCCUGAGAGAUGCUAUAAUCUAUGGCCAACCUCGAAUCCACAGAGCUUGGAAAAAGAUUCUCAUCCUGGUGGAAGGCAUCUACAGCAUGGAAGGUACCAUCGUGAAUUUGCCCCAGAUUGUGGCUCUGAAGAAGAAAUACAAGGCUUACCUCUACAUUGACGAGGCUCACAGCAUUGGAGCCAUUGGCCCCACUGGCCGAGGUGUCUUGGAUUACUUUGGAGUGGACCCCGGUGAUGUUGAUGUGUUGAUGGGCACAUUCAGCAAAAGCUUCGCAGCCUUUGGAGGUUACCUAGCUGGAAAGAAGGAACUUGUGGAUCAUUUACGGGCUCAUUCACAUAGUGCCGUUUACGCCACAUCCAUGAGUCCCCCAGUGGCAGAGCAGAUCAUCAGAUUGUUGAAGUUCGUCAUGGGGCUAGACGGAACCAGGCAAGGGUUGCAGAAAAUACAGCAACUUGCAAAAAACACAAGAUACUUCAGGCAGAGAUUGAAGGAAAUGGGAUUCAUUAUUUAUGGCAAUGAUGACUCUCCGAUUAUCCCCCUGCUCCUGUACAUGCCUAGCAAAAUUUCGGCUUUUGCUAGGCAUCUGCUAAAGAAAAAAAUUGGAGUAGUGGUCGUUGGAUUUCCAGCCACUCCCCUCGCAGGAGCUCGGGCUCGCUUUUCUAUAUCUGCAUCACAUACCAAGGAGAUAUUAGACACGGUCUUAGAAGCCACUAAUGAGAUGGGUGAUCUCCUGAAUGUGAAGUAUUCCCAUCAGGGGAAGUCGGCGCGUCCUGAACUCCACGGCGAGACAAGGUUUGAACUCAAUGAUUAAGUUUCCCCGUCCUGAAUGGAUGAUGAAGACUGUGCCAGAAAGACCUCCCUCCCUGCCUGAAAAGGAAUAUAAAUGGAUUUCUCCCCCUUUCUAAGGACAAUUUUGGUUUUCAGAUCUUAAUUGAACUAAAAGAGUCAUUGUUGUGUUUCGAAUGUCUACAACUUGAGGCUGCAGAGAUGAAAAUAUGGUUCCAGAUUUCAGUUUCUCCUCUCUCAACUAUUCUGUUAGAAAUACACACACACUACUUAGAAUAUUUUUAAUGGCAAUGAGCCUGUGUUUUAGCUGCCACUGUGCCUCAGGGGUUGUAACCAGAAGAGAGGAUUUUGAUUUUUAAUUCAGAAAACCUCACUAUGUGUUUACUUAUUUCAUGUCAGACAUGGCUGAGAGUGGUGGGCAGAUACUGACUUCCUUGUUUCACCCAUAAAAGGACCAGCUAGAACUUGUCCAUAUCAUCAGAGGUUCCAGGCAGGAGGGUAAAGAAAGUUUGCUUCUACCAUUUUCCACAUUUGGACUUUUUCCAAGGACAAGUGUCAAAAGAUAUAGUUAAUGCUUUGAGAGAGAGAGAGCAAAACUGGCCAGCAACAGCUUAGAGACAUCUUUGAAGGAAACUUUCCUUUUCCUCUUGUUGGUCUCCUGGAGUUUUACAGCUGAGCUUUUGAGGUUCGGAAAAUUAGAGAUUUUUAUUUCAUAAAGAAGGAGUCAGAAAGCAAGCAUAAGCCAAUUUUAGGCCUCAACGAAAACUCUAAAGUUAUAACCACUUGAACUCUGUUGGUUCCAUGUGGAGUGAAUGUUUAGCAUGCAGAGUAUUUAUUACUUUAAGGAAUGAAUUGUCAUUUUCCUACUGAAUUUUAACUAAAUGGUGAGAUGCAAUUUCCUUCAGAGCCAAUGCCAAGGCCACACUUGAAGAAUGUAAUGAUUCAAGAAGGAUAGAUAAAAGCAAAUUCUAUUCAACUAUCCAUUAAAUAGUACUGCCUCCUCGCACGUGCACUCUGAUUUGGCACAAAGUGGGAUUGUCUACUCUUGGGCAACUCUCUCUAAUUUUCUUCCUCUCUCUCUAAAUAUGAACACAAACUUCUCUGGAAAAGUAGCCCUUUGCUAAUUGGAUCAAGUUCGUGUGCAAAAAGCUAGUGGAAAACCUUAUCUUUAACAAGCUCCCAGAUGGUGCCCAGAUUUGGAAACUCUAAAGAGCAGCAGUGACCUUUUAGCAAGGCUUCUGUAACAGUUCGAAGGAGUUACAGAACAUUCCACUCCAUCAAAUGACACUGUAAACAACUCACUUGAAGAAAGGCUUGGCUUUGCAUGACACAGAUGGACACAAGCUUUCAUGUUGUGCGCUGACAUGGAAACUCAACCUGCAGUGCCUGUGUUGGAUGGAGCAAUAUGCCACAAUGCUCAGGGCUUAUUAAAAGAUAGGAGGAGGGGCAAGACGGUGGCAUAGAGAGGAGUGGAAGCUAAGUAGUCCCCCAGGAACAACUACAAA